Messenger RNA from Dreissena polymorpha, 3808 nucleotides. RefSeq names its product nucleolar and coiled-body phosphoprotein 1-like. The coding region runs from base 203 to 3298 and encodes 1031 amino acids. The transcript has 10 exons. The record is from RefSeq and is a predicted model, not a curated record. NCBI's taxonomy places the organism in Eukaryota, Metazoa, Mollusca, Bivalvia, Myida, Dreissenidae.
AAUAGUGUUUCGGUGUUAUUCUUUCAAAUGUGUAGCACGAAUAAAUGUUGAUCAAUCUGUCAAUGUUAAAUCUACUCAGUUUGUGUGAAUUACUGAAUAUCAGGUACCAGGUGUGAUAAAUUGAUUAGCACCUUUGCCAAGAGCACUGGCUUAAAAUAAGUAUGGAAUCUAUAUGUCAGUAAAAGUGUGAGGGACAAUUGCUAUGAUGGCUUCUGGAAUUGCAGACAAUUCUGCUGUUGUUGCUAACGAUGCCAUUGGAGAUGGACAACAAGAUGAUUCAAAAUUGGACAAAAAGAAGAAGAAAGGCACCUUUCAGAAAAUCCGGAACUUUUUCGGAGGAAGUAGCAAAAAGCGCUUCAAGCCAGAAGGCUCCCUGAAGUCACAGUCGUUUGGAGCUUUGAACCAAAAACAGACAGAAGGGGAUGAUGAUGAUGAUGGCGGGUUUAUACGCCAAAAGGGCUUGGGCAGCCGCAGUAUAUCCGAGGACAGUGUGUUCAAGCAGGAACCUAAGGAAAGUCCCAUUCCAAUGCUUCAAGGUCAUGCCGUUUCCAUGGAGCACAUCAACAAGUUUCACUCCCAGGUGCUAUCUAAACCCAAUCAAGCCUCGUCCAAUCAAGACAGUGAUCUGAGCUUAGGUCUCGACGGAACAUCUGAUGAGGAAUAUUCAAAAGUCAAGAAGAUGAGCUCUUCUUUACCAAGUGUGGUCGACGUCCAUGUGGAAGACUUCGAGGUGGUGCAGAGGAACAGAAAUACCUCGUUGUCAAAUGAGGCCGCAAAACAUCGCAUCUCUGUGAAACCCAAGUCCCGUAGGCUCUCAACCAAGAUGUCGAUGAAGAAACGAGAUAAGUCCCCUGCACCAAUGUCACUAGCAGAUGUACAAGAGGAGAGUCCUUCUAAGGCGGCACCAACAGAGUCAUCUGUGACUGCAUCAGUCCCUCAUAAGACGGUGAUUUCAACGACGAUCCCUGUAGGCUCCUAUGUUGAACCAGCAUACAAUGCCAUUCCGAAGUUGGAAAUCCAGGACCUCAUGUCCAGGUCCAUGUUUGUUACCCCAACCGAAUCUUCCCUGCCAAGGGACAUUCCAAGGUCAAAGGAGGUGGAUGACCUUGAAAGGUCAAGGCCACGGUCAAUGUCACCCAUUUUGCCAUUGUCCACUAGUCCAAUUUCGAUUGCAAUGUUGCAGGAGGUUAAACUCAGAGCUGCAAAGCCAGGUUUGGAGAAAUCAGCUGUGGAAAAUGCACAGAAUGAUCAGCGGGAGAAUGAGGAACUGACUAAAGCAUUCAGUCGAGCCAAAAGAAUUUCUAAAAAAUUUGAUGAAGGCGGCUUUCUUGAUGUUGAGGCACAAAAGACUGAGGAGAAAUUGCAUGACAUUAAGCCGGCUGAAAAAGUGAAGGAAGUAAAACUUGAUAUUCAAACAAGCACUGUGAAAUCUGUUGCAAGCACUAGUUCUAAUGAUAACCAGAAAGAUGAAAGGUUAUCAAGCGAUACAACAAACAUUGCGCCUACAUCCCCAACAGCGGUCAGCUAUGUUCUUAAGAAGGAACCGCUAAGAAAUGGGAGUAGGAAUGGGUCCUCUUCACAAAAUGUAGGUAAAGGAACCGGUGAUCCAGUCAAGGUUGAGACAGCAUCUGCUGUGUCAGUCACAACCAUUAGUCUUACAGCAGAUGACAAAACAAGCAAGCCCGGCAUUGCACCACAAGAAACAACAAACGUAAAUACAUCAACAAGUGUAACUGUUAAUGUCAAAACUGUAACAUUGCCAAGUAAUGGUAAUAACAAGCUUGCAUCCCCUAGAGAAGAAUAUCGCCUUAAACGUCAAGCAAGGAGCAAAACCCUGCCAGCAUCUAAGAAUUUAAUGGACAAAAAAGAAACGGAUUCUGAUAUUGUAGGAAGUAACAGAAAAAGUGCUGACCUUGAAAAUAUCGUCAUACCUGCAACAGAUCCUAUUACCAGCAGGGAACAUGACUAUGCAAAUAUAAAGAGUGUUGGAAGGGAGGACUUAUCCUAUUACGAGAAUAUAGGAAAUGUUAAAAAGGACACUGAAAAUCCAAAAAAUGGCACCAAUAGAACAAGUGAUUAUGAGAACUUUGAUUUGAACAAACGUUCUUCGUGGGCCUCAAGCAGUUCCACCACAGGGUCAGCUUCUAGUCAGCCAGAAUGGGUUACCAGGGCCCUCAAGAUAGAUAGGAAAAAGCCUGAAGACAUUGUUGAACAACCAAGACCGAAGGAGAUUAAAAUCGAUCCUGUUAAGUCUGAAGAUAAAAAAGAUUCACCAAAAAGUCCCGAAGUGCAGACAGUAACUGAAAAGACUGGAUCCAAUAAACCAGAUGGUGUUUUGAAACAAGAUAGUGUAGAAAAGCAGGGAUCUUUAAGUCUUGGAAGGACUCCGUUUGGAAAAAGCAUGGGCUCACCGACAAAAACUUUUACAGCGUCUGCUGCAAAUGAAGCUCCACAACCAGCUGCAUUUGGGAUUGGGAAACCCCCAGUGGGAUCGUCAUCUCGGUUUGUAAAUCCUGCUCCUAGCAAGCCAGUCACAACAGAGGCACCCAAGCCGGCCACAGAAGCACCCAAGCCUUCAACAGAGGCACCCAAGCCUACAACAGAGGCACCAAAGCCAGUAGUGUUCCCGCAGAGGAAAACUUCAAUUGGCUCCAGCGCCAAACCAUUCCAGACCGAGAAACCCACAUUCCAGAGCGUCAAACCUCCUACUGCCAUGGCCACCAAACCAUCAGUUCCUGCAGAGAAGCCAGUCGUUUCAGCUGCAAAACCGUCUGUGAGUGCCAGUCCAGCAACAGCCAGUAAGUUAAGCUUGUUUCCAAAAAUGAGUGACAAGCGUGACGCUGGUACAAAUCCUGUAAAUAGUGCUAAAUCAAAUGUCGCUAAAACAGAUGUGAAGGAUGCAAAUGCCACUACUGAGAAGAAAAAUGUGCUGACUUCACAGUCAUCAUUUGAAAAAAAGAAUGUUCUUACGCCACAGACCACAAAUAUUUCCAACAACAAUGCCCUGGGAAAUAAAAUUGGAAGUUUAUACAAGGAAAAGGGUAUGAAUAACACUGAAAAUAAUGCCAGCAGCAUUGUCAGAAAAGUUGGUGGCAGCGUGAAAAAAACUACAGAUAUGAAGAUAGAAAUAAUUGACAAAGAUGCCCAGCAAACCACUGCCAAACUAGAACAAAUAUCUGCAAAUGUCCCAGUGAAGGACAAACCCAAGGCUACCGUUGAAAAGUGUUCAGAUGGAGCUGGCAACCGGCCAAAAGUCAGCGACAUGGUGAAAAGCUUCCAGAAACUGCAGGUCACAUGAUCUAGUCAUGUGAUCAUGGUUGGUGGGUCUUGUGAUCAUGGUUGCUUGGUCAUGUGAUUAUGGUUGCAGGGUCAUGUGAUCAUGGUAGCAGGGUCAUGUGAUCAUAAUUUAACUGGGUAAUGUGACCAUGCUUUGCAUAGUCAUGUAAUCAUGGUUGCUCGGUCAUGUGAUUAUGCUUGCAGGGUCAUAUGAUCAAAAUAUUACAGGGUCGUGUGGUCAUGGUUGCAGGGUCAUGUUAUCAUGGUUGCAAGGUCAUGUGACAAAAGAGUGGAAAACAUUCCAGAACCAGCAGGUCACAUGACAAUCAGGUGAUCUAGUCAUGUGAUGAAGUCUUUGCAAAGCUUCCAAAAAAGACAGGUUGCAUUAUUGCCAGCAGGUUUUGGAAGCAUUGUCAUGUGAUUGAUAAAUAUUUUGUCUUGAUAUUUAAAAUGUGCAUGUAUCUCUCAUAAGUGGUGUACGCCAUUGGAAUCAUAUCAUACCAAAGUAUUUAUUAUUAUUCUUGCAUAAUCA